UUUACAGAAGCCAACUCACUGACAACGGAGGACUUCAUUAUUGGCGACCGAGUCUGGGUGAACGGUAAAAGGCCUGGGUAUAUCCAGUAUAUUGGAGAAACACAGUUCUCACACGGAGACUGGGCUGGCGUUGUGCUGGACGACCCCGUGGGGAAGCAUGAUGGUUACGUUGGAGGCAUACGCUACUUCCAGUGUGAGCCAAAGAGGGGGAUUUUUGUCCGUCCAUAUAAACUCUCCCAUUUCCCGACCUCCCCCGGCACAAAGUCCGCCUACAGUUCCCCCUCUCGUUCCGAAAUGAAAGUAACAAAAUCUCGAGAGGUAACUUCACCUGGUAACCGCUCGACCACCACCACCACCACCACCACAGGCGGAGGUAAUGGAAGUUUAAGGGUUGGUGACAGAGUUGUUGUGAACUCUUUGAGCGGCACCAAGACGGGAACCUUGCGUUACCUUGGUAACACUGAGUUCGCAGGUGGGGUCUGGGCUGGGGUGGAGCUGGAUGAACCUACGGGACGGAAUGAUGGGUCCGUGGCAGGAAAACGGUAAGUGGUAUACCUUAUAAUCUGACCCAUAUCUUCAGUUGUUGUAUAUACAAAACAGUAGCAAUGUUAGGUAUAGUCUUUCUUAUAAUCUGACCCAUAUCUUCAGUUGU
Limulus polyphemus (Atlantic horseshoe crab) is the source of this 652-nucleotide messenger RNA. RefSeq names its product CAP-Gly domain-containing linker protein 2-like. The annotation marks the transcript as partial. The record is from RefSeq and is a predicted model, not a curated record. NCBI's taxonomy places the organism in Eukaryota, Metazoa, Arthropoda, Merostomata, Xiphosura, Limulidae. The transcript has a single exon.